Molecule: messenger RNA, 948 nt
Organism: Penicillium malachiteum
Lineage: Eukaryota; Fungi; Ascomycota; Eurotiomycetes; Eurotiales; Aspergillaceae
Product: dihydrodipicolinate synthase family protein
Exons: 1
Coding region: 1-948 (315 amino acids)
Molecular function (GO): 4-hydroxy-tetrahydrodipicolinate synthase activity
Source: RefSeq, a predicted model, not a curated record
AUGACAGCCAACGGAACAACCAGGCGGAACCCCCUCCCACGAGGUGUCUAUGUGCCCACGGUGGCAUUCUUCAAGCCAGAUGAAGAGGUUGAUCUGGCGGCCACCGAGAAACACGCCGCAUACCUAGCGCAGAGUGGCGUUACAGGCCUGGUCACUCAGGGCAGCAACGGUGAAGCAGUUCAUCUGGACCGUGAGGAGCGCAAGGCCAUCACAGCAGCCACACGCCGCGCCGUCGAUGCUGCAGGUUAUCCAAAUCUCCCGGUGAUUGCUGGUUGUGGUGCCGCAUCUACCCGCGAGACAAUUCAGCUUUGCAAGGACUCCGGCGAGGCAGGUGCGGAUGCCGUGCUGGUCCUGCCCCCCAGUUACUAUAAAGCUCUUGUUAGCAACGAGGCCCUCCACGCACACUUCCACGCCGUUGCGGAUGCAUCGCCUGUACCUGUUCUUAUCUAUAACUUCCCCGGUGCCUCCUCCGGUCUGGAUCUAUCUUCUGACGACAUCCUUGCGCUGUCCAAGCACUCCAAUAUCAUCGGAUGCAAGCUCACAUGUGGUAACACUGGCAAGCUUGCUCGGGUCGCUGCCGCUUCCAAGGCUGGAUUUUUGACUUUCGGUGGAUCAGCUGAUUUCACUCUGCAGACACUGGUUGCGGGUGGUGACGGUAUCAUUGGUGGUGUCGCUAACCUCAUUCCUCGGUCCUGCGUGCAAGUGAUGAAGCUAUACGAGAGUGGUCAGGUGGCCGAGGCGCAGAAAGUACAAGCCAUUGUCGCGCGUACGGAUUGGGGUGCUAUUCAUGGUGGCUUUGUUGCGGUGAAGAGCGCUUUACAAUCCUAUCGUGGUUAUGGUGGAUUGCCUCGACGCCCAUGCGUUGUACCCUCAACCCAGGCUAUUGCCGCCAUUCAUGAGGAAUUCCGGGAGGGUAUGGAGACGGAGAAGUCAUUUGAGAAGGCAUAG